AUGCCGUCGAUAGACAAAUUGAAGGCCUCUAUCGCCGAGUCGAUGGUCAAGCGCGAAAAUGCAUUCGCCGCAGCUUCCACUCUGCUCAAUUUAGUUAAGGGUUUGACCACUGAGGUCCAGGUAGCUAACAUGUGCCUGACUGAAUUGACCUGGUUGGAAAAAUCAUUCAGGGAAGCUGAUGACUUGAUAGUCAGACUGAACACUCAGUUGGAGGAGUCUGAGCGUGACGAAUCACCUUCCACAUUUGCAGCAUUCUUCGAAACUUGCCUGCAUAUUCGUGCAGCCCACAGCGGCAUAACCAUACCUUCGUCUGUUGCCGCGCCUUCCUCAUCGUCGGUUGAGCUUCCGAUUCCUCGGGUUGAGUUGCCCUGCUUUUCCGGUAAAAUCGAGGUUUGGCCCGGAUUUAUUGCUCUCUUCGACGCCCUAGUGCACCAAAGUACCUCUAUGGCGCCCGUUCAGAAAUUCCAUCUGCUGUCGUCGGCUCUUUCCGGAGAGGCCGCAUCAGUGAUCUCCGGAUUCGAGAGGAAUUCGGCCAACUAUCUUCUGGCUUAUCAGGCCCUUCACUCCCGCUACCAGAAUCCCCGGCGUCUGGCAGAUCUUUACGUGAACCAGAUUUUAGAGUCCCGACCAGCAUCUCUGUCUUCUUUGCCACAAUUGAAACGGUUCAUCACCACCCAUCAGAACGCCAUAAAUGCCAUCAAGGCGCUGCCAAUAUCAGAUCUGGCAGACUAUCUUCUGUUAUCCGACAAGAACUAUUAUCUAACUAUUAUCCGACAAGAACUAUUAUUAACUAUUAUCCAACAAGAAACAAUUUUGCGAGUGUUAGAAAGUUCUACUCUCACCUCGGCCCGAUCGUCUGCGCUCAGGAGAUCGUCAAGACCUCAAUCACCAGCCGCCUCAGCGUCUGUUCCUAUAUCGUCUGCUCAACCUUCCCCUGGUCCAUCCUCUCGCCCCCAUGCAUAUGCUGGAGUACGCCCCUCUGCUUCAUCUAGUUCGUCCUCAGCUUGUGUGUAUUGCUCCGCGAAUCACUCCAUUCGCCAGUGUCGAGAAUUCAAGGCCAUGAACAUCCACCAGAGGCGAGCUUUCGUGGCUGAGAGUUGCGUGUCGUUCGGAUCAGUGUUGUCACACAUGCGGGUGACAACACCACACGAUCCUCCACUUGGCACCUACCACCUCGCCCUUUUCAGCUUCCCACGCGUAAGAGAUCCUCCCUUGACGGACCAAUGUUCUUCUUUGCCUCCUACCGGCUCCAGGUCUCCAAUCCGCGCUGUCAUCUCUCGGGGCACUUCAGUCAGGGGUAGAUAUCGCGAGACUUCUAGGCCAACUGGUUCUGCAUCGUCUCGAGCGUCCCUCGCUCCUCCGUCUCGUCACUCUUGCUCCACCUCCGGAAGCGGUACCGAUUGA
Molecule: messenger RNA, 1404 nt
Organism: Coccinella septempunctata (seven-spotted ladybird)
Lineage: Eukaryota; Metazoa; Arthropoda; Insecta; Coleoptera; Coccinellidae
Exons: 3
Coding region: 1-1404 (467 amino acids)
Source: RefSeq, a predicted model, not a curated record